UGGCUGCGCCUGGCUGUCAGGUGCCUGCCUGGCUGGAAGUGCCAUGGAGGCCGAGGAUGCGCUGGCAGCUGAGAAGGCAGCUCUGCGAACCCCGAAGUGCUCCCGCUGCCGAAACCACGGCUUCGUGGUGCCCGUGAAAGGCCACGCGGGCCACUGCCGCUGGAAGCUGUGCCCUUGCGAGAAAUGCGCGCUCAUCACGGAGCGUCAGAAGAUCAUGGCAGCCCAGAAGGCGUUGCGGAGGCAGGGCCCAGAUCCCCUGCCCGGGGUGGUGUCGCUACCUGCACCCUGCACCCCAGGCCAUGGCGAAGGACGGGGGACGCCUGCUGUCAGCUCCAGCGCCUCCGAUCAGAGCAGCCACGCGGUCGGGCACGAGGGAGCCAAGGCUGUCCCAGGACCAGGCAGCAGCAGCAGCAGAACGGUGACCCGCAGGGCACUAGACGCUCCUGGCUCCCCGCCCUUUGGGGACUUCGCCUACCCAGCUCUGCCUCCAGAGUGCCUGGUUAGCCCAGAAUUCCUCGAGCGAGAGCCUCCGAAAGUGUACCCGGGGUAUUCGGGUAUGUACCCGUACCACCCAUUCCCCAUGGGCUUUGCCAUCAAUCAGCCCAGCUGCAGGGGCGUACCAGCAUCUGCAGGGAUCCCCCUCCACCGAGGUUACAGACAUGCUCCCAGCAGCCACGUACCAGCAAGCGCAGCUUCUCUGUCGAUCCCAGAUGCAGGGGGAGAUUUCCGACAAGGUUACUACGCUCCGCUUCCUCAGUUUAUACCGCCGGGCUUCCUGCCGGGGAUUCACUAUAUUCCAUCACCGCCCUUUCCGCUCGGCGUGCUGCCUGAAGCAUCCAAGGACGCAGCUGGUAAGAAGCUGCCUUCCCCGAUAGCCAGGAAUCCGGAGCGAUCUGCGAGUGCAGCCAGCCAUCUUCUCAGGAGGAAACGGACGGAGAUCAUACCGUGUACUCCAAACAUUAAAUGCUCCAGGGAACAGCUGGGUAGCACCCAUCACACUCUUCCUGACAGGGAAGAUCAUUAGUUAAUUGUGGGCUAGAUUAGAAGAGGGGAAUUCACCUAUUUUAUAGUCGCAUUAGGACUACUAGCAUCACUGCUCCGGCUCCAUUACAGCUGCCAUUGUUCUACCCGGUGUGUCUCACCAGCACACCAACCAGCAGAGCUUUUUUCGUGUUGCAGCAAAUUAGUGCCUCCUAGGACAAGAGGAGAGCAGUGGAGAAUUGCAGCUCUCAAAGUUGGAGUUCUUCCCUGAGCUUUCUCUUGCUAUUUGAUGUCUCGUGGUGGACCUGAGUACAGUAGGCCCAGUCUUGUCCUUGCACGGUCCAGGCAGCAUUCAAAUUCUCCAUCGUUUGAAGGUCUCUUACAAAGACAAGCUUGUUCUCGGUGUUGUGGAGCAGUUCAGCCAUGGGACUUAGAACAGGAAAAUCAGGGGAAGGGACAUUUGCUGACAGAUGUGCGCAACUUUGUUGAGACACUGGAGUUCAGGGACUUAGAUGUAAGAGAAGUACUUGGUUUAGGACAUUUGUCUAUGAGGGCUUGGAGGAAAAUUGGAAAGAGGGGGUCUCUUUUUGUUCUUGAUAGACAUCUAGUGUCCCCUCAGCACUGGGCCCAGCUGUCUUGAAGAGGCACCCUCUCUUUAAAUUGUGAAUGUGUUGCAAAAUUGGAGCACCCUGGGCACCGUGCACAUCUGUUCCAGGCUGUAUAACCCCAAAUAAUCAAAGCUGAAUACCAAAGUUGAUUUUUAAGGCGCAUGGGCCAGCAGUCCAACAUACAUAAAUUAGAAAUUUCUUUUGAGCUAUAGAAGAAAUUAGUGGAUGUGCUGUAACUGGAGCAGAACACCAGUGUUGAUCAUAAGCAACCUCAGUAGAACACACUGUCGUAUGAGGACAAUAAUAUUCGAAUACUACUGGAAAAAAAAGCAUUUCUCUUGCUAUAUUGACUUAAGAAAAUGUUUUUGUGUUAAGUAAAUCAGUUGUUAAUGUUUGCAUAAUUGUUUGUGUAUAAGUAAAACAAGGUGCAUUAAAUGAGAACAU
Alligator sinensis (Chinese alligator) is the source of this 2033-nucleotide messenger RNA. RefSeq names its product DMRT like family B with proline rich C-terminal 1 (gene DMRTB1). Gene Ontology annotation, biological process: sex differentiation; germ cell development; regulation of transcription by RNA polymerase II. Gene Ontology annotation, molecular function: DNA-binding transcription factor activity, RNA polymerase II-specific; RNA polymerase II cis-regulatory region sequence-specific DNA binding. The transcript is spliced from 4 exons. Gene Ontology annotation, cellular component: nucleus. Lineage: Eukaryota; Metazoa; Chordata; Crocodylia; Alligatoridae. The record is from RefSeq and is a predicted model, not a curated record. Bases 44 to 1024 code for a protein of 326 amino acids.